This is a messenger RNA of Trypanosoma theileri, 333 nucleotides long. Its product is annotated as putative retrotransposon hot spot (RHS) protein. The annotation marks the transcript as partial. The record is from RefSeq and is a predicted model, not a curated record. Lineage: Eukaryota; Euglenozoa; Kinetoplastea; Trypanosomatida; Trypanosomatidae. The transcript has a single exon.
GUGGAUGGUUUCUACUUUGUGAAAUCUGAACUGGAAAGGGUUACACUGAUUGGAAUACAAACGGCAACUGCCACAAUACAUGAAACUACAGUUACUGCAGUAAUUGAAUUCAAUAAAUAUCUUAAAAAUUGUUUUUCUGACUGGACUGAUGUUUCCAAGAAUAUAUCAUGGGAGAUCAUUUACUUGCAACCCUACGACACUGAUGAAAGGAGACGAAUAAAAGGAUGGCAGAAAUGCACUUUGAAUGAAUCAGGAAACUAUAAUCUCGAGGAACAGAACGAUACUAUCAGAUUCUGGAAUGAAAAGGUAAAUCAGUAUCAGGUGAAUUUGUCU